AUGUCAAGCACUAAUACGACCAGUUCUCAUUUAUCACCCUCGAAUACAAAUACAAAUACGAAUUCAUCGUCAUCAUUAAUAUCAUCAUCUUUAUUAUUCUCGUAUUCAUCUCUAUCACCGUCAUUUUCUACAUCACCACCCAUCAUGAAUUCAACCGUCAUGUCAUCAACAUCAGCAGUGUAUCAUCCAACAGCAGUUACUUCAACAUCUGCUGGAUCAGGAACAGGAAGACCAAUAACAAGGGCAAAAUGUAGUUUAGUUUGGCAAUAUUCCAAAUCUAUGCAAAACGUUGUAUUGAAGGUGUGGGUGUGUUUUAUGUUCUUCAAUAAUCUUUCGGAAAGCAUCAUCAACUUUAAAUUUGUUAUAUCAUAUGCAAACUCACCACAAUCUUGAAUGUUCAAAUUAAAAUAAGUCCAUGAAAUUGCAAGCAAGGCAAUCUGAUUUAUCAGGAAGAUGACCUUUAACAAGCGAUCGAACAGUAUAUUUAUACAAACUGAUUGCUGAUUUAAUUAUGCACAACUUUUUUUCAUUGUCGAUUGUUGGAAGUCCUCAAUUAAAAUCGAUUUUUUAUGAAGCUGAACCAUCUUAUGUAAUACCUACCAGAAAAUAUUUCAUUAAUAAUGUACUACAAGCUAUGUACAAAGAGGCCAGAGAACAAGUUUAUACUGAAUUACAAGCUUUACCCGGUAUUCAAGUUGAUAUUUUAAUUGACUUUUAAUUUUUUUUGUGUGAUUUUUCAGGUAUUUGUUUAACAAGAGAUAUUUUGACGUCUGACGCUAAUCAAGCGUUUAUGACUGUAACAGCACAUUUUGUUGAUAUACAAAACAAAAAGAUAAAGAGCUUCGUAUUAGUUACGAAAGAAUUCACUGGAAAUCAUACCACUGAGCGUAUCAUUGAAAGGUUAGAUGAAAUUUAUGAUGAGUGGUCAAUUGCUGAUAAAGUUAUUUGUUUAGUUUCAGAUACUUAUAAUACAAUAAAGAAAGUUGGCAAAGAUUUUUGAAAAGGUCUGAACUAAGAAAUAUUUUUAAAUAAAUUAAUUCCACAUAAAAAUUUCACUUGAUCUAAUUGCAUUCUUUGUCAGAGGUUCUACUAAAUUAUAUGUAACUUGAGAUAGACUAUUCAGAUGAGAAUUAGGAUAACAACUUCAUCGCACAAUUAUUCGAUUUCGAAAGAGAAGUAUGAGUGAAUUGAUUUCUUUUCAAUCAUCAGCAUCAUGAUUCAUAUUUAUACGAUAAAUUUUGUUAUUAUUGACAUAACGCAGUAGUUUAUUGAUAGCUGUUUUUUGUUUCAACAUCUUAUCAAAAUUAAAGAAAAAUAUUUUUCGAAAUACUAAUCUGAAUAGGUUCUUUCUGCUGCUACAUCGUUUAAUAGAAUUGCUCACGAAAAGUACUAUUGACUCAGCACUUGAUUCUUUACGUGAAUCAUUCCCUAUUUUUAUACGGCAAAUUCUCUUCAUCUAAGUUGGAUUAGAUGUACCGAUCAUGUUCUCAAUUUAACUGUCAGUGGUGUUGUUCGUAAAUUAGAUGAAGUGAGGAAUAUGCUAACAACAACUUGACAUAACGUUUUAUUCACUAGAGAUAGCCAUCUAGAUAAUGAAAUUUUAAAUAAAUAUCAAUGUUCAUUUGGUAAGAAAGUAUUUGAUUUCUUUAGUAAUUUAAUAAAAAAAAACUAAUUUUAGGUUUUGCUAAAUGUCAACUGAUAUUCGACGUCAUUACUCGGUGGAACAGUACUUUUUACAUGAUUCAACGAUUUGUGGAAGAAAAAGUUUGUGUAAUGGUGUGUUUGAAAGAGAAAAUCUUUCAAAAGCAUUGUUCUGAUUGUAAAAUUCCAAAAUCAAUAGAAUGGGAUUAUCUCGAAGAAUUGAUGGUGGGUACUUCCACGCAGGUCCGCCCAGAUUUACAUCGACUUUCUACCGGCAAGAUUUCACUAUGCUAGUUUUGUAGCCCUCGUCGAGUUAUGUAGG
Molecule: messenger RNA, 1963 nt
Organism: Rotaria sp. Silwood2
Lineage: Eukaryota; Metazoa; Rotifera; Eurotatoria; Philodinida; Philodinidae
Source: the annotation of a GenBank genome assembly